Messenger RNA from Labrus bergylta (ballan wrasse), 2666 nucleotides. The record is from RefSeq and is a predicted model, not a curated record. Lineage: Eukaryota; Metazoa; Chordata; Actinopteri; Labriformes; Labridae.
GCUUGAGCACCUGUGAGAGUGUGGUGAUUCAUUACAAAGUACACACAAAGUGAAGGACUACAGCGCUCCACGUCAGACGCAAACAUGCAGAGCAUCAGCUCUCCAGGAGCCAGCCUCCUCUCCGAGGAGCAGUUCUGCUGCUCCAUCUGUCUGGAGGUGUUUGUGGAGCCCGUCUCCACGCCCUGCGGCCACAGCUUCUGCAAGGCCUGCCUGCAGGGCUACUGGAACCACAGCAAGAAGUUCCUGUGCCCCAUGUGCAAGAAGAGCUACACCAAGAGGCCCGAGAUGAGCGUCAACAGGGUGCUGGCCGAGAUCUCCACCCAGUUCCAGGGGCUGAUGACGGACGGGGGAGCCGGGGUCGCGGGGGGAGCCGGGGCCUCCUCGAGGGCGUCCACGUUGAAUCUGAGCUCCAACUCGGGCCAGGGGAAGGACACCGGGGAGUUUGCACAGGCCGGGGAGGUCCCCUGUGACGCCUGCAUCGGGAGGAAGUUGAAGGCGCACAAGUCGUGUGUGAACUGUCCGGGCUCAUUCUGCGAGACUCAUCUCAGACAUCACAAAAAGGUGAAGUCUCUGACCUCCCACCGCCUGAUCGAACCCACUUUCCACCUGGAGGAGAAGAUCUGCAAGAAGCACGAGCGCCUCCUGGAGGUCUACUGCCGCACCGACCACGCCUGCGUCUGCACCGCCUGCGCCGAGGCCACGCACAAGUCGCACGACAUCGUCCCCGCGGAGCACGAGUGGAAGAAGAAGAUGAGUAAUCUGGGAAAGAAGAGGUCGGAGUUGAAACACCUGAUCAAGGAGAGAGCCAAGAAACUGGAGGAGAUUAAACAAUCCAUCAAGGUGAUCAAGGCCAGCUCUCAGAGGGAGUUGGAGGACAGCUGGCAGGUGUACGCCGAGCUGCAGCGCGCUGUGGAGCAGAGUCAGGCGGAGCUGGUGGAGCUGAUCGCCACGAGGCAGCGGGACGCAGAGCGCCACGCGCAGGAAUUAGCCCGGGGCCUGGAGAACGAGCUGAGCCAGCUGAGGAGGAGGAGCAACGAGCUGGAGGCCUUCGCUCAGAUGCAGGACAAAGUGGUCUUCCUGCAGAACAUAGUGACGCUGUCUCCCCCGCCCGAGCCUGCCGAUUGGUCGGCGGUCAGCAUCAACACCGACCUCUACCUGGGGACCAUCCGCACCUCGGUCAGCGGCCUCAUCGAGAAGUUCCAGGAGGAGCUUAAGAGGCUGUACGGGAAAGAGCUCCGCAAGGUCCAGAACUAUUCGAGUGAGGUGAUUUUGGACCCCGCCACGGCUCAGAAGAACCUGGCUGUGUCGGAUGACGGUCGCCAGGUGAGGUAUGAAGAGCGGAAGUCCUCCCACUCCGAGGGCCCGAAGCGCUUCAGCCCCGCCCUCUUCGUCCUGGGCCGCGAGGGCCUCGGCUCUGGGCGUCACUACUGGGAGGUGGACGUGUCACGCAAGACGGCCUGGACGCUGGGCGUGGCCAGCGCCUCGGCUCGUCGCAAAGGUGAGAUCAAGCUGAGCCCCGGCGGUGGGUACUGGUGCCUGUGGCUGAAGAACGGCGAGGUGAAGGCUCUGGAAUCUCCCCGUCUGCCUCUGCAGAUGCCGUCCCAGCCCGGCAAAGUGGGAGUCUUCCUUGAUUACGAAGGAGGCCACAUUUCCUUCUAUGAUGUGAAGGCACGUCUGCAUCUCUACACCUUCAGCCACUCCUUCAACGAGGGUCUCUAUCCCAUCUUCAGCCCCUGCCUCGUCCAGGACGGCAAGAACGCUUCUCCUCUAGUGAUCACACCUGUGAAACACGCCUGAGAGUCGCAGUGUGACAGAUUCAACAUUAAGAACAUCUCGUCUUAGUGAAGAUACCAGGAAGGAUUUUUGUUUUUUAUUUGGUGUUGAAUAAAAAACAUUGUUCCCCAAAAAGAGCCAAAAUAAUAAGAUUGACUUAAGAAGCACUUUAUCUCAGAAAACAUUCAAUCUAAUGAAGUGACAUUUAUAUGACAAGGUGACUUCCUCAAGCAGUACCAGGUCCAGUAAAGACAAACAUCAUCAAACAAUCAGUGAAAUAAAGGGAACAUCGCUUUAAGACCAAAAUGUAACACAGAGCGGGAUCUGUUCUAACUGAUCCCCCCCAAAAAAACAGCUGAGUCAUGUAUACACAUUUUAAACAGUUGCCAUGGUUACUCUGUGUAGUUUACACUUAUCUCAACAUGUAUAAAGAAAGACCAAAUGAGAAUAUAUGGAGCAUGAAGGAGGAUUAUUCCAGAGGCCAUAUAGGACGUGUGGUUCAGAUGGACGUGUUCAGAAGAAAGCACAGUUUGAAUCCUGUUGGACUUACACUUUUUCCUGUUUUAAGUUCUUUGAGCACAGAGUCCAUUUUUUUCCCCCGUACAAUAUUGACGCACAAUCAAAAGUGAAAUACGAUCUCAUGUUGUAUUAAUCAUGUUAGCACACUGACUCCCAAACUUUCGUCCAUUAUCAUUUAUCUUGGUUUGAUUUUUCUGAGUUUUUUCACAUCGGGAUCGGGAUUAUUCUGCAACUCCUUCUCAACAGGAAAAACUCUCUUUUGUCUAUUGACAGGUAAAACUCUUCUUCUUUUCAGGCAUAGGCCAUAUAGGCGGUCGCCUAGAGCGCCACAUGCUGGACGGGCGCCGCCGAUCCAUUAAAUGUGUUGAAAAAAA